Messenger RNA from Myotis myotis, 574 nucleotides. It is a transcript of the gene RPP21, whose product is annotated as ribonuclease P/MRP subunit p21. Gene Ontology annotation, cellular component: nucleolar ribonuclease P complex. Bases 66 to 530 code for a protein of 154 amino acids. Lineage: Eukaryota; Metazoa; Chordata; Mammalia; Chiroptera; Vespertilionidae. Gene Ontology annotation, biological process: tRNA processing. The record is from RefSeq and is a predicted model, not a curated record. The transcript is spliced from 5 exons.
GGGGCGGACCUAUCUGAGGGGCGGGGCCUAGGGGCCAGCGUGUUCCGGGCGUUCGCGGGGCCCGGAUGGCGGGGCAGGUGAAGGACCGCGAGGCCUUCCAGAGGCUUAGCUUCCUGUACCAGGCCGCCCACUGCGUCCUCGCGCAGGACCCCGAGAACCAGGCGCUGGCGAGGUUCUACUGCCACACGGAGAGGACCGUGGCCCGGCGCCUGGUCCUGCGGCGGGACCCGUCGGUGAAGAGGACCCUCUGUCGUGGCUGCUCGUCUCUCCUCAUCCCAGGCCUGACCUGCACGCAGCGCCAGAGACGCUGCAAGGGACAGCGCUGGACAGUACAGACCUGCCUAACAUGCCAGCGCAGCCAACGGUUCCUCAAUGAUCCUGCACAUGUUCUCUGGGGAGAUCUGCCUGAGGCCCAGCUAGGGAGCCAGUCAGAUCCAAAACCACCGCAGCCCCUGCCAAGCACAGCCCGCCCCACCCCGACCCACCUUACUGAGGAGAAAGUGCAGCCCCAGAGCUCUCAUCACCAGUGAUGGAGUCAGCGUCUUCCCGAUAAAUAAAGUUUAAUUCUGUUUCA